This is a messenger RNA of Neolamprologus brichardi, 777 nucleotides long. The record is from RefSeq and is a predicted model, not a curated record. Lineage: Eukaryota; Metazoa; Chordata; Actinopteri; Cichliformes; Cichlidae.
GACACCUUCAUGUUUGAGGGCCAUGACACCACAGCCAGUGGCCUGUCUUUCAUCCUCUACUGUCUGGCCUGCAACCCAGAACAUCAGAAGAUUUGCAGGAAGGAGAUUAUGGAGGCCUUGCAUGACAAGGAAACCAUGGAGUGGGAGGAUCUCAGUAAAAUCCCAUACACUACAAUGUGCAUAAAAGAAGCUCUCCGCCUUUACCCCCCUGUACCAGGAAUUGCCAGAAAAACCACCAAAACUGUAACCUUUUGUGAUGGGAGAACAGUGCCUGCAGGUUCUGUUGUUGGAAUAGGUGUUUUUGGAAUUCACAGGAAUGCGUCUGUCUGGGAAAACCCUAAUGUCUUUGACCCUCUGCGUUUCCUACCAGAGAACAUUGCCAAGAGAUCUCCUCAUGCUUUUGUGCCCUUCUCAACUCUUGGCAUUCUCUCACUGAGCUUCAUCAGGUCGUCAGCUGAAAUGGUUUUCCAACAGUCUUUGAAGGACUUCCCAGAGAAUCUGAGCACUCUGCAGUCCACCUCAUCCCAAAACAUCUCCAUUGGGCUUAUUUGCCGGACACAAAUCUCUGCCGAAGAGCUCCCAUCUGGACGCUCGACCACCUGCCAGUCCCACGGGUUGUUCACCCCGUUCACCUGCCUGCCUCCCUGCCUCAACGCCAGGAAUUUUGGACCACUCACCCAGACCAAUAACCUCUCCAUGCCACUACAGACCACCCGCGGCAAGUUGACUCCCCCUCCAGCCCAAUCCUCGGAGCAGCUGUUUUCCACUGACGAAUGA